UUGUCAAUGCAACUAUUUUUUUUCUCUACCUUAGUGUUAACGAAGUCAAAACCUUCAUCAUCAUUAUGAACGUUAAAUGUGACAAUUUCCUGUCACUUAGCCACGCUGAAUUCACCUUCUGUGAUUUUACCGUAUAAAAAGGUAGUGUGAAUUGGUGGCUUGCAUUGUUUGGUGUUGAACGUCCUACAGAAUGCAUCGUUUUGUUGUGUUAGUAGCAUUUGGAGUUGCCUCGGUGUUGACCAUCAAAGAAGAGUGUUUUAAGCUUGCAAAUCCGGUCACAAUGAGUUGUUGCAAAGCACCACCGCCACGACCGUCAAAAGAUGAAUCAAUUAAGGAAUGUUUUGAAAAAUUUGGGAAGACACGUAAACCAACUGCAGAAACAGCUUGCGAACUCGAAUUAUGUAUAGGCAAGAAACAAGGCUAUAUUGCUGAUGAUGGGACAAUUAACAAGAAGGCUUUAGAAGCAGACGUUGCUGAGAAAUUCAAACAAAGUCCUGACCUAGUUGAGAACAUCACAAAGCAUUGCAUCAACGCUGAUGUAGACGAAUAUGGUUCUGAAGACUUCUGCGAACUGAUGAAAACUUCUCAUUGUAUACAUGUGCAAAUUGCUAUGGCAUGCCCUGAAUAUGACGACAGAGGACAUUGUAGUGAAAUCAAAAGUCUAGCAGAAAAAUGUUCGGCUGAAUAAAAAAUUACCGAAAGUUGAAUCAACGAUACCUUUAGGAAAUUUUGAAAAAUAUAUACAUACGUUUU
Messenger RNA from Hyposmocoma kahamanoa, 753 nucleotides. RefSeq lists its product as uncharacterized. Gene Ontology annotation, molecular function: odorant binding. The transcript is spliced from 5 exons. The coding region runs from base 191 to 688 and encodes 165 amino acids. The record is from RefSeq and is a predicted model, not a curated record. NCBI's taxonomy places the organism in Eukaryota, Metazoa, Arthropoda, Insecta, Lepidoptera, Cosmopterigidae.